Molecule: messenger RNA, 1686 nt
Organism: Penicillium verhagenii
Lineage: Eukaryota; Fungi; Ascomycota; Eurotiomycetes; Eurotiales; Aspergillaceae
Product: acyl--CoA ligase
Exons: 3
Coding region: 1-1686 (561 amino acids)
Biological process (GO): secondary metabolic process
Molecular function (GO): CoA-ligase activity
Source: RefSeq, a predicted model, not a curated record
AUGCCUGUUUCCUCCAAUUAUCCCCCGAUUGACAUUCCCGAACUGGACCUCUGGUCGUUUCUCUUUGAGCGGAAGGACCGGCCUUAUUCCGAUGACAAGAUCAUCUACCAGGACGCUGACACCAAACGUCAUUACACCUACAAGACCCUCCAAGAUGCGGCGUUGGAAUUCGGCAAAGGCCUCAAAGCCAAUUACAACUGGAAAAAGGGAGACGUUCUUGCCCUUUUUACGCCCAACUCAAUCGAUACCCCAGUUUUGAUGUGGGGAACCCUCUGGGCCGGCGGAGUCGUCUCCCCCGCAAACCCAGCCUACACCGCCGAUGAACUAGCCUUCCAACUCAAAAACUCCGGCGCAAAGGUCCUCGCGACUCAGCCUGCUGUUCUGUCAGUUGCCAAGGAAGCCGCGAAAAAGGUCGGCAUUAGUGAAGACCAUAUUAUUUUGGUCGGUGACCAGCGCGAUCCCGAGGCUCGGACUAAGCACUUUACCUCUGUCCUGAACAUUUCUCGUGCGACUCGGUAUCGCAGGCAGAAGAUUGCACCCAACGAUGUCGCUUUUUUGGUUUACUCUUCUGGUACCACAGGUGUACCUAAGGGUGUGAUGCUAUCGCAUAGGAACAUUAUCGCCAAUGUUUUACAACAGGCUAAGGCUGAAGGUAACAAUUUGAGCUGGAGCGGUGGCCCGGAUGGGAAGGGAGACCGGAUUUUGGCCUUUUUGCCAUUUUAUCACAUUUACGGAUUGACCUGCCUUAUCACACAAGCUUUGUACAAGGGGUAUCACCUUCUUGUCAUGGCGAAAUUUGAUAUUGAGAGCUGGUGCGCCCAUGUUCAGAACUACCGGGUCACGUUCAGCUACAUCGUACCUCCAGUAGUGUUGCUUCUCGGUAAGCACCCGGUGGUUGACAAGUACGACCUUUCCAGUCUGCGCAUGAUGAACUCCGGCGCAGCACCACUUACGCAAGAGCUGGUGGAGAAUGUGUAUGCGCGCAUCAAGGUUGGCAUCAAACAAGGAUAUGGACUAAGUGAGACCAGUCCUACCACGCACACGCAGCGAUGGGAGGAUUGGCGGGAUCAAAUCGGCUCUGUGGGCCACUUGAUGCCUGGCAUGGAGGCUAAGUACAUGACCAUGCCCGAGGAUGACUCUGUUUCCACCGAGGUAACCGUCGGCGAAGUCGGUGAACUGUACUUGCGUGGUCCAAAUGUCUUUCUAGGCUACCAUAACAACCCGGCUGCGACUCAGGAGUGUCUGUCUGCCGAUGGUUGGUUCCGAACCGGUGAUGUGGGCUAUCAGGAUGCCAAUGGUAAUUUCUUCAUCACGGAUCGGGUAAAGGAGCUUAUCAAGUACAAGGGUUUCCAAGUUCCUCCCGCCGAGUUGGAAGGAAUUCUGGUGGAUUCUGACGCAAUUGAUGAUGUUGCGGUGAUAGGGCUUGAGAGCGAGGCGCAUGGUUCGGAGGUGCCAAUGGCUUGUGUGGUUCGCAGUGCGAAGAGCAAGUCCUCUGGAAUGAGCGAGAAGGAUGAAGCAGCGAAGAUUGUUAAGUGGUUGGAUGGCAAGGUUGCCCCUCACAAACGACUUCGUGGUGGUGUGCGGUUCGUGGAUCAGAUCCCCAAGAAUCCUAGCGGGAAGAUUCUACGCCGAAUGCUCAAGCAGCAAUUCAAGGAUGAUUUGAAGGGCCCCAAAGCCAAGCUAUAA